CUUCCUUUAGCCCGCAGCUGCUGCUCUCUCAGCUUACUAGCCCGGGCCGGCAGACCGGGCGGCAGCGACUCCGGCUCCCGAAAAGUGAAUCCGCUCGGGAGGCUACCGCAAUGCCCCGAGCCUUCGGGGUGCUCCUGGCCCUGCUGCUCAGCGGAGGCCUCGGGGGCGGCCAGGCGCAGCGCCCGGAGCCGCCGCCGCAGCAGCAUCGGCGGCAGCCACCGGCGCAUCAGCAAAGAGGUUUAUUCCCUGCUGUGCUGAAUCUUGCUUCCAAUGCCCUCAUCACCACAAAUGCAACAUGCGGAGAGAAAGGGCCUGAAAUGUAUUGCAAGUUGGUAGAGCAUGUCCCUGGGCAGCCGGUGAGGAACCCUCAAUGUCGGAUCUGCAAUCAAAACAGCAGCAAUCCAUAUCAGAGGCACCCGAUUACAAAUGCUAUUGAUGGCAAGAACACUUGGUGGCAGAGUCCCAGUAUUAAGAAUGGAAUUGAAUACCAUUAUGUUACAAUUACGCUGGAUUUACAGCAGGUGUUCCAGAUCGCGUAUGUGAUUGUGAAAGCAGCCAAUUCCCCUCGGCCUGGAAACUGGAUUUUGGAACGCUCCCUGGACAAUGUUGAUUACAAGCCCUGGCAGUAUCAUGCUGUGACGGACGCAGAGUGCCUAACCCUCUACAAUAUUUAUCCCCGCACUGGGCCACCGUCAUAUGCCAAAGAUGACGAGGUCAUCUGCACUUCGUUUUAUUCCAAGAUACACCCCUUAGAAAAUGGAGAGAUUCAUAUCUCUUUGAUCAAUGGGAGGCCGAGUGCUGAUGACCCUUCUCCUGAACUGCUGGAAUUUACCUCUGCUCGCUACAUUCGCCUGAGGUUUCAGAGGAUCCGCACCUUGAAUGCCGAUUUGAUGAUGUUCGCUCACAAAGACCCGAGAGAAAUUGACCCCAUCGUCACACGAAGAUAUUACUACUCGGUCAAGGAUAUUUCGGUUGGAGGGAUGUGCAUCUGCUACGGUCAUGCCAGGGCUUGUCCACUUGAUCCAGUGACAAAUAAAUCCCGCUGUGAAUGUGAGCAUAACACGUGUGGUGAUAGCUGUGACCAGUGCUGUCCUGGAUUCCAUCAGAAACCUUGGAGAGCAGGCACUUUUCUGACCAAAUCUGAAUGUGAAGCCUGCAAUUGUCAUGGGAAAGCUGAAGAAUGCUAUUAUGAUGAGAAUGUUGCCAGAAGAAAUCUGAGCUUAAAUAUACAUGGAAAGUACAUUGGAGGGGGUGUGUGCAUUAAUUGUACUCAAAACACUGCUGGUAUAAACUGUGAGACAUGCAUUGAUGGUUUCUUCAGGCCCAAAGGGGUAUCUCCAAAUUAUCCGAGACCAUGCCAGCCAUGCCAUUGUGAUCCAGUUGGUUCCUUAAAUGAAGUCUGUGUUAAGGAUGAAAAACAUGCUCGACGAGGUCUGGCGCCUGGAUCCUGUCACUGUAAGCCUGGCUUCAGAGGCGUGAGCUGCGAUCGUUGUGCCAGAGGUUACGCUGGCUACCCAGACUGCAAGCCCUGCAACUGCAGUGGUGCUGGGAGCACCAACGAGGACCCCUGUUUUGGACCCUGUAGCUGCAAGGAAAAUGUUGAAGGAGGAGACUGUAGUCGCUGCAAAUUUGGGUUCUUCAAUUUGCAAGAGGAUAAUCAUAAAGGUUGUGAUGAGUGCUUCUGUUCAGGAGUUUCAAACAGAUGUCAAAGCUCCUACUGGACCUAUGGCAACAUACAAGACAUGAGUGGCUGGUAUCUGACUGAUCUUUCUGGCCGUAUUCGAGUGACCGCCCAGCUGGAGGACUUAGACUCACCGCAGCAGAUCAGCAUUAGCAGCGUGGAGGCCCGCCGAGCCCUGCCCCAGAGCUAUUACUGGAGUGCCCCCGCGCCUUACCUGGGGAACAAGCUAACAGCAGCUGGAGGACAGUUGAUGUUUACCGUAUCAUAUGACCUUGAAGAAGCAAACGAAGAUGCAGAACACACACUCCAGCUUAUGGUUAUUUUAGAGGGAAAUGACUUGAGAAUCAGCUCAGCCCAAGAUGAGGUGUAUCUGCAACCAUCUGAAGAACAUAUUAAUGUGUUGUCACUUAAAGAAGAAUCAUUUACCACAUAUGGUACAAAUUUCCCAGUCAGUAGAAAGGAGUUUAUGACGGUGCUUGUGAAUUUGCAGAGAGUCCUCAUACAGAUCACAUACAACUUUGGGAUGGAUGCCAUCUUCAGGCUGAGCUCUGUUGACCUUGAAUCUGCAGUCCCCUAUCCUACUGACGGAAGCUUUGCAACAGCUGUGGAAGUUUGUCAAUGUCCACCCGGGUACACUGGCUCCUCCUGUGAAUCUUGUUGGCCUAGGCACAGACGAGUUAAUGGCACUAUUUUUGGUGGCGUCUGUGAGCCCUGUCAAUGCUUCGGCCACGCGGAAUCCUGUGAUGAUACCACGGGAGAGUGCCUGAAUUGUCAGGAUCACACUGCUGGCCCAUAUUGCAAUAAAUGUCUUCCUGGUUUCUAUGGUGACCCUACGAAAGGAACAUCUGACGACUGUCAGCCCUGUGCCUGUCCACUCAAUAGCCCGUCCAAUAACUUUAGCCCGACAUGCCAUUUGGACCGGAGUCUUGGCUUGAUCUGUGAUGAAUGCCCUGUUGGGUACUCAGGACAGCGUUGUGAGAGGUGUGCGGAAGGCUAUUUUGGACAACCUUCUGUACCUGGAAGAUCGUGUCAGCCAUGCCAAUGCAAUGACAACCUUGACUUCUCCAUUCCUGGCAGCUGUGACAGCUUGUCUGGCUCCUGUCUGAUAUGUAAGCCAGGUACAACAGGCCGGUACUGUGAGCUCUGCGCUGAUGGAUAUUUUGGAGAUGCGGUUAAUGCAAAGAACUGUCAGCCUUGUCACUGUAAUGCCAACGGCUCCUUCUCUGAGAUCUGCCAUCCUCAGACGGGACAGUGUGAAUGCAAACCUAACGUGCAGGGGCGGCGGUGUGAUGAAUGUAAGCCCAGUAUGUGGUGGGACCCAAAGAAGCGAUUCUGUGUGUCCUGUGGAUGCAGUCCCAUGGGCUCUGUGACCCCGCGGUGCGAUAUCACAGGAAGAUGUGUCUGUAAAUCAGGCUUCGUAGGGAAACGAUGCAACCUCAGCAGGCAGGUGCAGCGACAGGAGGAACAGCCACAGAGAGCGCAGUGGGUGCUGGGGUCUCCCCAGAGGUGGGGCGCCGGCAGCUCCAGCGGAUGCCCUCGGGGAGCCUACCGGCCUGCGGCUCCGCCUGAGACCUUUGGCCUCCAAUCGGCAAGAGGGUGCGUCCCCUGCAACUGCAAUUCCUUUGGGUCCAAAUCAUUUGACUGUGAAGAGAGUGGUCAAUGUUGGUGCCAGCCGGGAGUAACAGGAAAGAAAUGUGAUCGCUGUGCCCACGGCUAUUUCAACUUCCAAGAAGGCGGAUGCACAGCUUGUGACUGUUCCCAUCUGGGUAAUAACUGUGACCCAAAGACUGGUCGGUGCAUUUGCCCACCCAAUACCAUUGGAGAGAAAUGUUCUAAAUGUGCACCUCAUAGCUGGGACCACAGCAUCACCACUGGGUGUAAGGCUUGUAACUGCAGCUCAGUAGGCUCCUUGGAUUUCCAGUGCAAUAUAAACACGGGCCAAUGCAAGUGUCAUCCAAAAUUCUCUGGUGCAAAAUGUACAGAGUGCACUCGAGGUCACUGGAACUACCCUCACUGCAGUCCCUGUGACUGCUUCCUGCCAGGGACUGAUGACUCAACCUGCGAUUUAGAGACUAAAAGAUGCUCCUGCAUCGAUCAGACUGGGCAGUGCACUUGUAAGGUGAAUGUGGAAGGGAUCCGCUGUGACAGGUGCCGGCCUGGCACGUUCGGGCUUGAGGCCAAGAACCCACUUGGCUGCAGCAGCUGCUAUUGCUUUGGCGCCACUACCCAGUGCUCUGAAGCCAAAGGGCUGAUCCGUGCGUGGGUGACGCUGAAGCCUGAGCAGACCAUCCUGCCGCUGGUGGACGAGGCCCUCCAGCACACGACUACAAAAGGCAUCAUUUUUCAACAUCCGGAGAUCGUUGCACACAUGGACCUGGUGAGACAAGAGCUCCAUUUGGAACCUUUUUAUUGGAAACUUCCAGAACAAUUUGAAGGAAAGAAGUUGAUGGCCUAUGGCGGUAAACUCAAGUACACCAUCUAUUUCGAGGCUAGGGAAGAAACAGGUUUCUCUACAUACAACCCGCAAGUUAUCAUUCGAGGCGGAACUCCUGCUCAUGCAAGGAUUAUCAUCAGGCAUGUGGCUGCUCCUCUGAUUGGCCAGUUGACAAGGCAUGAAAUUGAAAUGACAGAGAAAGAAUGGAAGUAUUAUGGUGAUGAUCCUCGAAUCAGCAGAACUGUGACCCGUGAAGACUUCUUGGAUGUACUAUAUGAUAUCCAUUAUAUUCUUAUCAAGGCUACAUAUGGAAAUAUCAUGAGACAAAGCAGGAUUUCUGAAAUCUCAAUGGAGGUAGCUGAACAAGGACGCAUCACAGCAGUGACUCUUCCAGCUCACUUGAUAGAAAAAUGUGAUUGUCCCCCAGGCUAUUCUGGCUUUUCCUGUGAGACAUGCACGCCAGGAUUUUAUCGACUGCGUUCUGAGCCAGGUGGCCGUACCCCUGGACCAACCCUGGGAACCUGUGUACCUUGUCAGUGUCAUGGACAUAGCAACCUGUGUGACCCUGAAACCUCCAUAUGCCAGAACUGUCAACAUCACACUGCUGGUGACUUCUGUGAACGAUGUGCUCUUGGUUAUUAUGGCAUCGUCAAGGGAUUGCCAAAUGACUGUCAGCAAUGUGCAUGCCCUCUAAUUUCUUCCAGCAACAAUUUCAGCCCAUCUUGUGUCAUGGAAGGCCUGGGUGAUUACCGCUGCACAGCUUGCCCACGGGGAUAUGAAGGGCAGUACUGCGAAAGGUGUGCCCCCGGCUAUACCGGCAGCCCAAGCAGCCCUGGAGGCUCCUGCCAAGAAUGUGAGUGUGACCCCCAUGGCUCACUGCCUGUCCCCUGUGACCCUGUCACGGGGAUCUGCACGUGCCGACCCGGAGCCACGGGACCGAAGUGUGACGGCUGUGAACAGGGGCAUGCGCGUGAGGGCAUGGAGUGUGUUUUUUGUGGAGAUGAAUGCACCGGCCUUCUGCUCGGUGACUUGGCUCGUCUGGAGCAGAUGGCCACGAGCGUCAACCUCACCGGUCCACUGCCUGCUCCGUAUAAAAUUCUGUAUGGUCUUGAAAACAUGACUCAGGAACUCAAGCAUUUGCUGUCACCUCAGCGGGCCCCAGAGAGGCUCAUUCAGUUGGCAGAAGGCAAUCUGAACACGCUGGUGACAGAAAUGAACGAACUUCUGACCAGGGCUACCAAAGUGACAGCGGACGGCGAGCAAACUGGACAGGAUGCUGAGAGGACCAACACGCGGGCAGACUCCUUGGGGGACUUCAUCAAGGACCUGGCCCGGGAUGCAGAAGCUGUAAAUGAAAAAGCUGUAAAACUAAAUGAAACCCUAGGAACUGAAGACAAGGUCUUUGAGAAAAAUUUGCAAGAGCUUCAGAAUGAGGUUGAUCAGAUGAUGACAGAACUGAGGAGGAAAAAUCUAGACACACAAAAGGAAGUUGCUGAAGAUGAGUUGGUAGCUGCAGAAAGCCUCCUGAAGAAAGUGAAGAAGUUGUUUGGAGAGCCCCGGGGGAAAAACGAAGAGAUGGAAAAGGAUCUCCGGGAGAAGCUGGCAGACUAUAAAAGCAAGGUUGAUGAUGCUUGGGACCUACUAAGAGAAGCCACAGAUAAAAUCAGAGAAGCUAAUCUCUUAUCUGCAGAAAACCAGAAAAACAUGACUGCUUUGGAGAAAAAGAAGGAGGCUAUAGAAAGUGGCAAACGACAGACUGAGAACACUUUAAAAGAAGGCAAUGACAUACUUGAUGAAGCCAGUCGUCUUGCAGAUGAAAUCAACUCAGUCAUAGUGUACGUCGAAGACAUUCAAACUAAAUUGCCACCCAUGUCCAAGGAUCUGAAAGAUAAAAUAGAUGACCUCUCCCAAGAAAUAAAGGACAGGAAGCUGGCUGAGAAGGUGUCCCAGGCUGAGAGCCAUGCAGCUCAGUUAAAUGAUUCGUCUGCUGUCCUUGAUGGAAUCCUUGAUGAGGCUAAAAACAUCUCCUUCAAUGCCACUGCAGCCUUCAAAGCUUACAGCAAUAUUAAGGACUAUAUUGAUGAAGCUGAGAAAAUUGCCAAAGAAGCCAAAGUUGUUGCCCAUGAAGCCACAGAGCUGGCAACAGGUCCUCAGGGUUCAUUAAAGGAAGGUGCCAAAGGUUCUCUUCAGAAAAGCUUCGGAAUUCUUAAUGAAGCCAAGAAGUUAGCAAAUGAUGUAAAAGAAAAUGAUGACCAGCUGAAUGGCUUGACAGCCAGAUUAGACGAUGCCAAUAUCAGAAACGGGGAUCUCCUGAGAGCUUUGAAUGACACUUUGGACAAGCUAGCAGCCAUUCCAAAUGACACAGCCACUAAACUGCAAGCCGUUAAAGACAAAGCAAGACAAGCCAACGACACAGCUAAAGAUGUACUGGCACAGAUUAAAGAUCUUCACCAGAACCUUGAUGGCCUGAAGAAAAAUUACAAUCAACUAGCAGACAGCGUAGCCAAAACAAACGCUGUGGUAAAAGAUCCUUCGAAGAACAAAAUCAUCGCAGAUGCAGGUGCCACUGUGAAAAAUCUAGAACAAGAAGCCGAUAGACUGAUGGACAAACUUAAACCCAUCAAGGAGCUUGAGGAUAACCUGAAGAAAAAUAUCUCUGAGAUAAAAGAACUGAUAAACCAAGCCCGAAAACAGGCUAAUUCCAUCAAAGUGUCUGUGUCUUCGGGAGGUGACUGCAUUCGAACAUACAAGCCAGAAAUCAAGAAAGGAAGCUACAAUAAUAUCAUUGUCAAUGUAAAGACGGCUGUUGCAGACAACCUCCUUUUUUAUCUUGGAAGUGCCAAAUUUAUUGACUUUCUAGCUAUAGAAAUGCGUAAAGGCAAAGUAAGCUUCCUCUGGGAUGUUGGAUCUGGAGUUGGGCGUGUCGAGUACCCAGAUUUAACUAUUGAUGACUCAUACUGGUACCGUAUUGAGGCAUCGAGAACUGGGAGAAAUGGAACUAUUUCUGUGAGAGCUCUGGAUGGACCCAAAGCCAGUAUUAUGCCCAGUACAUACCAUUCAGCAUCACCUCCUGGGUACACUAUUCUCGAUGUGGAUGCAAAUGCAAUGCUGUUUGUUGGCGGCUUGACUGGGAAAUUGAAGAAGGCUGAUGCUGUGCGUGUGAUCACAUUCACUGGCUGCAUGGGAGAAGCAUACUUUGACAGCAAACCUAUAGGCCUGUGGAAUUUCCGAGAAAUAGAAGGUGACUGCAAAGGGUGUACCAUCAGUCCACAGGUGGAAGAUAGUGAGGGGACCAUUCAGUUUGAUGGAGAAGGCUAUGCAUUGGUCAGUCGCCCCAUUCGCUGGUACCCCAACAUCUCCACUGUCCUGUUCAAAUUCAGGACAUUUUCUUCAAGUGCUCUCCUGAUGUACCUUGCCACACGAGACCUGAGGGAUUUCAUGAGUGUGGAGCUGACUGAUGGGCGCAUAAAAGUCAGCUAUGAUCUGGGUUCAGGAGUGGCUUCCGUGGUCAGCAACCAAAACCAUAAUGACGGGAAAUGGAAAUCAUUCACCUUGUCAAGAAUUCAAAAACAAGCCAACAUAUCAAUUGUAGAUAUUGAUACUAACCAGGAGGAGAACAUAGCAACUUCAUCUCCGGGAAACAACUUUGGUCUUGACUUGAAAGCAGAUGACAAAAUAUAUUUUGGUGGUCUGCCAACACUGAGAAACUUGAGUAUGAAAGCAAGGCCAGAAGUAAAUGUGAAGAAAUAUUCUGGUUGCCUCAAAGAUAUUGAAAUUUCAAGAACUCCGUAUAAUAUACUUAGCAGCCCUGAUUAUGUUGGUGUUACCAAAGGAUGUUCACUGGAGAACGUUUACACGGUUAGCUUCCCCAAACCUGGUUUUAUAGAGCUGUCUCCUGUGCCUAUUGAUGUUGGAACAGAAAUCAAUCUGUCCUUCAGCACCAAGAAUGAGUCUGGGAUCAUUCUCUUGGGAAGUGGAGGGACACCCAUUCCACCUAGGAGAAAACGACGGCAAACUGGACAGGUCUAUUAUGCGAUCUUCCUGAACAAGGGCCGUCUGGAAGUGCAUCUCUCCACAGGCGCGCGCACAAUGAGGAAAAUUGUCGUCAAACCGGAGCCGAGUCUGUUUCACGACGGGAGAGAGCAUUCUGUUCAUGUAGAGAGAACUAGAGGCAUGUUUACUGUUCAAGUGGAUGAAGACAGAAGGCAUAUGCAAAAUCUGACAGUAGAACAGGCAAUAGAAGUUAAAAAGCUUUUCAUUGGGGGUGCUCCACCUGAAUUUCAACCUUCCCCACUCAGAAAUAUUCCUCCCUUUGAAGGCUGUAUAUGGAACCUUGUUAUAAACUCUGUCCCGAUGGACUUUGCACAGCCUGUAUCCUUCAAAAACGCAGACAUUGGUCGCUGUGCCCAUGAGGAACCCCCUGAGGAGGAGGCUGGAGCAGUUACGGCUGAAACGGUUAUCCAGCCAGAGCCGGUUCCCACCCCAACGGUUCCCGCACCCACCCCAUUUCUGACACACGGUCCUUGUGCAGCAGAAUCAGAACCAGCUCUCCUGAUAGGGAGCAAACAGUUUGGGCUUUCGAGAAACAGUCACAUUGCAAUUGCAUUCGAUGACACCAAAGUUAAAAACCGUCUCACCAUUGAAUUCGAAGUGCGAACUGAAGCUGAAUCAGGCUUGCUCUUCUACAUGGCUCGGAUCAACCACGCUGAUUUUGCCACAGUUCAGCUGAGAAAUGGAUUGCCCUACUUCAGCUAUGACUUGGGCAGUGGUAACACCAGCACUAUGAUCCCCACCAAAAUCAAUGAUGGCCGGUGGCACAAGAUUAAGAUUAUGCGAGUUAAGCAAGAAGGAACUAUUUAUGUAGAUGAUGCCUCCAACAGAACCAUCAGUCCUAAGAAAGCUGAUAUUCUGGAUGUUGUGGGAAUGCUGUAUGUUGGUGGGCUACCCAUUAACUAUACUACUCGAAGAAUUGGUCCAGUGACCUACAGCAUUGACGGCUGUGUUAGAAAUCUUCACAUGGUGGAAGCGCCUGUGGAUCUUGAACAGCCAACCUCCAGCUACCAAGUCGGGACGUGUUUUGCAAAUGCUCAGAAAGGAACAUAUUUUGAUGGAACAGGUUUUGCCAAAGCAGUUGAUGGAUUCAAAGUGGGAUUGGACCUUCUUGUAGAAUUUGAAUUCCGCACAACUAGAACCACUGGAGUUCUUCUGGGAAUCAGCAGCCAAAAAAUGGAUGGAAUGGGUAUCGAAAUGAUUGAUGAAAAGCUCAUGUUUCAUGUGGACAAUGGCGCCGGUCGAUUCACAGCCAUCUAUGAUGCCGGGAUCCCAGGGCAUUUGUGUGAUGGACAGUGGCAUAAAGUCACAGCCAACAAGAUCAAACACCGCAUCGAGCUGACAGUCGAUGGGAACCAGGUGGAAGCCCAGAGCCCAAAUCAAGCAUCUACGUCUGCUGAUACAAAUGACCCUGUGUUUGUUGGCGGGUUCCCCGAUGGCCUCAACCAGUUUGGCCUGACAACAAACAUUCCUUUCCGAGGUUGCAUCCGAUCCCUGAAGCUUACCAAAGGCACGGGAAAGCCACUGGAGGUGAAUUUUGCUAAGGCCCUGGAACUAAGGGGUGUUCAACCUGUAUCAUGCCCAGCCAACUAAUACAGAUAAGUUCAACUCCAAGGAGGGUCCUCCAAAACAACCAUUAUCAAGUAAAACAAAUACAUUUUAUUUACGUAUGCUAUCAAAACUAAUUUGUGCAUGCAUGUUGAAUGCUUUCUAUAUUCCAACGGUGCUAAUUCAGAUCCCAGACUGAAUUUUAAUUCAAGUUCUUUCUCAAGUCCAUAACUAUUAAACCAUUUAUUGCAUUCUAAA
Cervus elaphus (red deer) is the source of this 9971-nucleotide messenger RNA. It is a transcript of the gene LAMA2, whose product is annotated as laminin subunit alpha 2. The coding region runs from base 111 to 9758 and encodes 3215 amino acids. Lineage: Eukaryota; Metazoa; Chordata; Mammalia; Artiodactyla; Cervidae. Gene Ontology annotation, cellular component: basement membrane. Gene Ontology annotation, biological process: regulation of cell migration; axon guidance; cell adhesion. Gene Ontology annotation, molecular function: signaling receptor binding; extracellular matrix structural constituent. The transcript is spliced from 66 exons. The record is from RefSeq and is a predicted model, not a curated record.